AUGAGUAAAGUUGGAGAGAGGCCGCAUGAGUGCUCUGAGUGCCAGAAGAGUUUUGCUUCUAAGUCAAGACUAAAGGUUCACCUUAGGAUUCACACUGGAGAGAAACCAUUUUUAUGUUUAAAAUGUGGCAAGUGCUUCUCAGAAAGGUCUACUCUUGCUAAACACCAGAAGAUUCACACAGGAGAGAAAUCAUUUAUAUGUUCAGAAUGUGGCAAGUGUUUCUCACAUAAUUCUACUCUUGCUCAACACCAGAGGAUCCACACAGGAGAGAAACCAUUCAAAUGUCCAGAAUGUGGAAGGUGCUUCUCACAAAUUUCUAGUCUUAUUUUACACCAGAAUAUUCACACAGGAGAGAAACCAUUCAAAUGUUCAGAAUGUGGAAAGUGCUUUUCACAUAAUUCUACUCUUGCUCAACACCAGAGGACUCACACAGGAGAGAAAUUAUUUCAAUGUUCAGAAUGUGGCAAGUGCUUCUCAAAACGUUCUAAUCUUAUUUCACACCAGAAGACUCACACUGGAGAGAAACCAUUUCAAUGUUCAGAAUGUGGAAAGUGCUUUUCAAAAAGUUCUCAUCUAACUUUACACCAGAGGAUUCACACAGGAGAGAAACCAUAUAAAUGUUCAGAAUGUGGAAAGUGUUUCUCACAAAGUUCACAUCUUACUGAGCACCACAAGACUCACACAAGAGAGAAACCAUUUGCAUGUUCAGAAUGUGGCAAGUGUUUCCCACAUAAGUCUACUCUUACUAAACACCAGAGGAUCCACACAGGAGAAAAACCAUUCCAAUGUUCAGAAUGUGACAAGUGCUUCUCAGACAGUUCUAAUCUUACUACUCACCAGAAGAUUCACAGAGGAAAAAAAAAUUUAAAUGCUUAG
Molecule: messenger RNA, 876 nt
Organism: Nanorana parkeri
Lineage: Eukaryota; Metazoa; Chordata; Amphibia; Anura; Dicroglossidae
Product: gastrula zinc finger protein XlCGF17.1-like
Exons: 2
Coding region: 1-876 (291 amino acids)
Biological process (GO): regulation of transcription by RNA polymerase II
Molecular function (GO): RNA polymerase II cis-regulatory region sequence-specific DNA binding; DNA-binding transcription factor activity, RNA polymerase II-specific
Source: RefSeq, a predicted model, not a curated record